GCAGGACAGUUCGCGCCGAAGACGCCGCGAAAACGGAGCAGAAGCUGGAGCACCGUCUGGGCGGCAUCCUCUGCUGCGCAGUAUGCCUCGAUUUGCCUCGCGCGGCCGUCUAUCAGGUUUAAACUUCAAAGUGAUGUGUGCUAAUGGACACUUGAUGUGUGCUGGUUGCUUCACUCAUGUCCUCGCAGAUGCCAGGCUGCGGGAUGAGAUGGCAACAUGUCCCAACUGCAGAAUCGAAAUCAGCAAAACCACCGCGUCACGAAAUCUAGCAGUCGAAAAAGCCGUGUCUGAGUUACCUGCUGAAUGUCAAUAUUGCGCGAAGGAAUUCCCACGAAAUUCCUUAGAACACCAUGAAGAGGCUAUGUGUGAGGAAAGGAUAUCUAGUUGCAAAUAUAGUAGAAUCGGUUGUCCGUGGCGAGGCCCGAAUCACGAGAUUCCGGAACAUGAAAGCCACUGCGUUCAUCCUCAUCGUACGGGUGCGGACGUGAUGGAGGCUUUGUGUGAGAUCGAUGCUCGUACCUUGGAAGAACGUAGGCUCUAUGACAAUGUCUUUGAUCUUUUGUCCUACGAGAAAAUCACGUUCAACGAUUUACAGAUGAAGCCAUAUCGCACUGAUGAAUUUAUUCACAAACUAUUUUACGAAACCUCUCGAUUUGGCGCUUUCAACAAUCAAUGGGUAGUAAAGGCCAGAAUCAACAGUAAUCAACGCGAUCCUACUCAAAGUUCAGAGCGAGACAUAACUUACCAACUGAUAUUAAAGACAAAAACUACUUAUCCGCUACCAGUUUAUUACUUGAUCUUGAAAGGCCCGUUCGGCGAUAUGAAGGUCCAUCCGAGAAUUCACAGAUUCGAAUUCACCGAGCAAGAAAACGAGAGUCCGUAUUUUACGUUACCUCUACCGGACACGGCGGAAUGCAAUAGACUUCUUGCAGCUAAAGCCAUCAGUUUUAGACUAAUAAUGUUCCUGGCGUCUAAGUAGCUUACAACGAUGUAUCUAUUGUCAAGAUUUUGUCACAAAUGGAAUCGAUCUUCGACGAGAUCUUCUAGACGUAAUGACAAAUAACAAUUAUAGAGAU
Molecule: messenger RNA, 1076 nt
Organism: Acromyrmex echinatior (Panamanian leafcutter ant)
Lineage: Eukaryota; Metazoa; Arthropoda; Insecta; Hymenoptera; Formicidae
Product: zinc finger TRAF-type-containing protein 1 homolog
Cellular component (GO): nucleus
Molecular function (GO): zinc ion binding
Source: RefSeq, a predicted model, not a curated record